Quercus lobata is the source of this 3130-nucleotide messenger RNA. Its product is annotated as zinc finger BED domain-containing protein RICESLEEPER 2-like. The coding region runs from base 321 to 2594 and encodes 757 amino acids. The record is from RefSeq and is a predicted model, not a curated record. NCBI's taxonomy places the organism in Eukaryota, Viridiplantae, Streptophyta, Magnoliopsida, Fagales, Fagaceae. The transcript has 7 exons. Gene Ontology annotation, molecular function: DNA binding; protein dimerization activity; zinc ion binding.
CUUGCUUCAUCUUGAAGGAAAACUCUCAAGCGAAUACCAGCAACUAAAUAAAGUGUAAAAUUUACACUUCUCUUCGCACAACUCUCCCUCCCUCACUCUCACGAGUCAUGAGUACAACAGCCCCCUUCCCUCUCAUCCUCAGGUUCUCUCUUCCCACAAACCACCAAAGCCACCGAGCCACUCAUCACUCUCAGGUUCGUCGGCGUGAUUUGUCUCCAGCGCCGCCGCUACUCCUCGACGACUCGACCUCCAUCGUCAUCGACUUUUCCACCGAUUAUCAGAGUGUGAAAGUUAGCACUACGGUUUCUCUCUCUCUCUGAAUGGCGAAAUCGGGUUCGGUUGAAAUUCGAACAAGCUGUGACCAUCUGGCCUCUCUGUCGUCCGACCUCGCUCACAUUCCCGCACCCGAUACUCCUUGUUACAGGUGCCAACACCCAAAUGAGAACUGGUUAUGUUUAAGCUGUAAGGACGUGCUUUGUAGCCGUUAUGUGAACAAACAUAUGAUGCAGCAUUUUCAACAGUCAAAUCAUUGCCUGUCACUCGGCUACGGUGAUUUGUCAGUUUGGUGUUAUUCCUGCAAUGCCUAUUUGGAUGCUCAAGUGAUUAUGCAACUGCGGCCUGUUUAUGAGACAGCCUACAUUCUGAAAUUUGAUAUGAAUUCAAAGAAUGAAGAAAAUGAUGAGUAUGGUGAUACAGUUUCAAGUGCUCCAAAAAGAAUGGGAUGUAGGACUUCUUCUAUAUGGUCGGAUUUUGAAAUAUUACCUAAAGGUCUUGAUGGGAAAGAGAGAGCAAAGUGUAAGAAAUGCCAAAAUUCUUUUGUUGCCGAUUCUAGUGGCACUACUUCUUUGUUGCGUCAUAAAGCAAAAUGCCAUGAGGUUGACAAUCAAAUUGUGUCUCGUCAGCUUUUAGAUCAAGCUACGUAUAGGGAAAUGGUUGCAUUGGCAAUCAUUAGGCACAACUAUCCAUUCUCAUUUGCAGAACAUGAGAACAAUAGGUUGCUUCAUUGUUAUCUGAAUCCUGAUGUUAAGACUAUAUCUAGGAACACUGCAAAAUCGGAUGUGAUAAAAAUAUACAAGAGAGAAAAGGAAAAUUUGAAACAUGAUUUAAAGUCAAUUACUGGGAGGUUCUGCUUAUCAUCAGAUUUAUGGUCUUCACCUAACACUGAUGAGUACAUGGUUCUUACAGCACAUUAUGUUGAUGAACACUGGGUGUUGCAGAAGAAAGUUUUGAGUUUUUCUCAUGUGCCACCUUCAUGUGGUGGUAUUAUAUUGGCAGAGAGGUUGUUAGGUUUGUUGAAAGAGUGGGGCAUUGAGAAGAGGGUAUUCACCAUUACUUUAGAUAAUGUUUCAUAUAAUGAUACUUUGGUGAGUCAUUUAAAGAGACACCCUUCUUUUGGACCUUGUUUACCUUAUGGUGGUGAGUUCUUUCACGUGCGUUGUGGUGCACGCAUAUUAAACCUUAUCGUACAAGAUGGAUUAAAAGUCAUAAAUGAGACAGUGUAUAAUUUACGUGAAAGUGUUAAAUAUGUGAGAGGUUCGGAUCAUACGAAGUUCAAGUUUGCUCAAUGUCUUUCAGAGCUUCCUUUUUUGACAAGUAAGAAAGUAUGCCAAGUCCCAACAAGAUGGAACUCAACAUACUUGAUGAUUGAGACUUGUCUUAAGUAUCGAGAUGCAUUUUCUCACCUAAGUAGGAUUGAUAAACACUUUCUCAAUUGCCCUUCAGAGGAGGAAUGGGAAAGGGUGGAGAAGAUAGUAAGGGUUUUGGAACCAUUUUAUGAUAUCACCAAGCUUUUCUCUGGGACAAACUACCCCACAGCCAACUUGUAUUUUCAUUAUGUUUGGAAAAUUCAGUUGCGUAUUAUGGAACAGUUAGAAGAUGAUGAUGCGAUAAUUAGAGCAAUGGCAAAAGAAAUGAAAGAAAAUUUUGAUAAAUACUGGGAGUAUUACAAUCCUGUGCUAUCAUUUGCUGUCAUUUUGGAUCCUAGAUACAAGUUGCAAUGUGUAGAAUUUUGUUAUGGCAAAUUGUAUAAGCAGGAAGCAAUAUCUAUGGCAGCGAAUCUUCGUGAUAAAUUGUAUGACAUCUUUGAGAAAUAUAAGAAUUCUACUAGUGAUAUCUGCAAUAUGGUUAGAGUCGCAUCCAGUAGUGGUGGAGUGUGUAGUCAUUUUGAUAGGCAUGAUGAUUUUUCUGGUUUUGAGACAUAUACGAGUCAAUUUAUUCGUUCAGAUUCAAGCAAGUCACAAUUGGAUUUAUACUUGGAAGAGACUCGACUUAACCAUAGGUUUCACGAGGAUUUGGAUGUUAUGGGGUAUUGGAAGUCUCAUAGUCAUUGUUUCCCAGAACUUUCCUUGAUGGCACGUGAUAUUUUGAGCAUUCCCAUUACUACUGUUGCCUCGGAGUCUGCAUUUAGUAUUGGUGGCCGCAUUCUUGAUAAGUUUCACAGUUCUCUUUUGCCACAAACUGCAGAAGCUUUGUUAUGUGCUCGUGAUUGGCUAUAUGGAGUACCAGCUAUACAUGAUUUUGAGGAAGAAAGCCUCGUGGAGGAUUUUGGCAACUUGUGCCUAUCUCAAUCUAGUUCAUAUGUUGAUGAGGAUUAGGUGAAAGGAAGCUAUUUUAAGAUGGCCAUUGCUUCCAUUGUAUCCUUCUAUGUGUUUCCGGCAAAACCUUAUGAGCUAAUGGGGGACCGCUUCCCUGAAAGUAUUUCAUGAAGUCAGUGUUUUGCAUAGUGGGAGCUUUGUUUAUUGAGUAUACAACUUCUGGGUCUGUUUAUUGAGCUUGUGGGUUUUGGAGGAUAAUAUGACUAAGAUGGUCAGAUAUCUUGCUGUGACAAGUUUUGUACUUUAUUGUAUUUCAUGAAAUGGAACAACAUAGGCUAACAAAGGUCACAGGUUUUUUUUUUUUUUUUGAAAACUGGCCAGUUUUGAUAUAGAUACUAAUGUAUGAUUCAUAAACCCUGUUGUCUUUAGUCUGCUAUUUGUGCUUCAGUGCAAUUUAGUUUUCUGGUUUCAUGUAUAUAGUAACUCGCAUUCAUGUUGAACACCAAAGCACAUUUCUAUGCCUAUGAUUCACAUGGCUUAAAAGCUGAUUCGUCAAUGUCAAAUUAUUAAUCACCGGAUUUUAAAUUAAAUGUUGU